Messenger RNA from Scheffersomyces amazonensis, 1686 nucleotides. RefSeq lists its product as uncharacterized. The record is from RefSeq and is a predicted model, not a curated record. The coding region runs from base 26 to 1468 and encodes 480 amino acids. The transcript has a single exon. NCBI's taxonomy places the organism in Eukaryota, Fungi, Ascomycota, Pichiomycetes, Serinales, Debaryomycetaceae. Gene Ontology annotation, biological process: transcription by RNA polymerase II.
AUUUGUAAGUCUCCAAUAGACACUAAUGAACUUUGUAGGGGAGAUUGUAGAGCAUGAAUUUGAGACUCCUGUGGCACCUGUUGCUGUGGAGAGUACUGGAUUCCCCAGUGUUGGAAAAUUAAAGGAAAAGAGGGUGUCUCGGUGGAAGCAAAGAAAGCAUCAAGAGAUGGAGGCAUCACAGCCAUCACAGCCAUCACAGCCAUCACAGCCUAAGCCAGAGGAAGAGUCACUAAGUGAAGCGGAAAAGAUACAUCGAGAAAAUGUUGAUCGUAUGGCGAAAAUGUCAGCUGAAGAGAUUCAGAGUGAACGAGAAGAAUUAUUCAAUACUUUGGAUCCCAAGUUAAUAGAGAGUUUACUUAAGAGAACUCAGAAGCGAAAUCAGAAACAAGAGCAAGAGCAAGAACAUGAACAUUCUCAUGAUGAGCACCAUGUGCAUGCAGAAGGAUACAAUGGCUGGAUUGGUGGUAUGAGGACAUCUCAGGGUCUUACUGAUAUAUCACAUCUCGAUAAAGAAGAUGUUGAUAGAGCCCUCGGAGUUAACAAUCUCACUUUAGAAGAUCCUAAUUCUGAUAAAAAGGCUGUCACAUUUGGUGAAGUAACUACCAUAGAUUAUAAAGAUUUAGAUGAGAAUAUAGAACUAGAUCCUAAUGGAUGGGAAGAUGUUACAGAUAUUCAAGAAAUGAUUCCAAAUAUGCCAGCUACUAAUCCAGAAGAUGAAAUCGCACCCGAAGAUUAUCAAUUAGUUAAUGAUGACGAUUUAGAAGAUGAAAAGAUAGGAGUUCAUUUUACCAAGCCAAAGGCCAAACAUGAUGAUUUGGAUUUGAACGAUCCGGACUUUUAUGAAAAGUUGCAUGACAAAUAUUAUCCUGAUUUACCAAAAGAGACUGAGAAAUUAUCUUGGAUGACUAAACCGUUACCUAAACAAGUUUCUACAACUUAUGAAUCAAUAUCAGACAUGAGAUUUGAUUUUAAAGGUGACUUGAUUCAGUUAGAGAAUGAAGUCAAUCCAGAAAAGGAAAUCCCUACGUAUAUGGGAUUACAUCAUCAUUCUGAAAAUCCUCAUUUAGCAGGUUAUACUUUAGGUGAAUUGGCUCACUUAUCUAGAUCAGUAGUGCCAGGUCAAAGAUGUGUAAGUAUUCGUACUUUAGGUAGAAUCUUGCAUAAGCUAGGAUUACAUAAAUAUAGUAUAGUGCCUAUUGAAGAAAACAAAAACACUAACCCCGAAGAUGAAUUUUUUAAUGAGAGCAUGAAAGAAUUGGUUAACAGUUUUGAAAAUAUGAUGUGGGAUUUAAUAGAGGAGCUUAGAAUCAUUGAAACAUUACAACAAGCUUCUGAUGAAAAAGUUACUAGUAAUCUUUCAGUAAGAAAUUAUGCCAUUGAAGCGUUAUGGUUAUGGAAAAAGGGUGGAGGUAAACCAGUGGGUACGAAAAAGAGUGAAGAACAAGAACUUCUAGAACAAAUAGCUUAGAGUAUAUAGAGAAAAUGUAAAUAACCCAUUGAUGAAUUAGUAGUUAACUAUAGUAGUUAACUAUAUUGUUACUAAUUCUGGAUAAUAAAUAAGUCAUUCAGCUCAGAUUAUAGAUAACCAAUAAACAGGAACUCAAUUAGUCUAAGGCAUUACCAAAUUCACUAGAUUCAGAACGAAACUAGCAAAUGUAUAAGUAUCACUCCAGAUCAAGAGAAUCC